Messenger RNA from Chrysochloris asiatica (Cape golden mole), 1138 nucleotides. It is a transcript of the gene GNRHR, whose product is annotated as gonadotropin-releasing hormone receptor. Gene Ontology annotation, cellular component: membrane. The record is from RefSeq and is a predicted model, not a curated record. Bases 4 to 990 code for a protein of 328 amino acids. NCBI's taxonomy places the organism in Eukaryota, Metazoa, Chordata, Mammalia, Afrosoricida, Chrysochloridae. The transcript is spliced from 3 exons. Gene Ontology annotation, biological process: G protein-coupled receptor signaling pathway. Gene Ontology annotation, molecular function: peptide binding; gonadotropin-releasing hormone receptor activity.
AAUAUGGCAAGCAGUGUCUCUCCUGAACAGAAUCAAAAUCACUGCUCAGUCAUCAACAACAGCAUCCCGCUGAUACAGGGCAGUCUUCCCACCCUGACCUUGUCUGGAAAGAUUCGAGUGACAGCUACUUUCUUCCUUUUUCUACUUUCCACAACUUUUAAUGCUUCUUUCUUGUUGAAACUUCAGAAGUGGACUCAAAAGAAAGAGAAAGGGAAAAAGCUCUCAAGAAUGAAGGUGCUUUUAAAACAUCUGACCUUAGGCAAUCUGUUGGAGACUCUGAUUGUCAUGCCAUUGGAUGGAAUGUGGAACAUUACUGUUCAGUGGUAUGCUGGGGAGUUCCUCUGCAAAGUUCUCAGCUACCUGAAGCUCUUCUCUAUGUAUUCUCCAGCCUUUAUGAUGGUAGUGAUCAGCUUGGAUCGCUCUCUGGCCAUCACAAAACCCAUAGCUAUGAAACGCUACAGUAAGCUUAGACAGUCCAUGAUCAGCCUUGCAUGGAUCCUCAGUUGUGUCUUCGCUGGACCACAGUUAUACAUCUUCAGAGUGAUCCAUGUAGCAGACAGCUCUGAACAGACUGAUGUUUUCUCUCAAUGUGCAACACACUGCAGUUUUCCACAGUGGUGGCAUCAAGCCUCUUACAACUUUUUCACCUUCAGUUGCCUCUUCAUCAUCCCUCUUCUCAUCAUGUUGAUAUGCAAUGCGAAAAUCAUCUUCGCUCUGACACAAGUACUUCAUCAGGACCCCCACAAACUACAACUGAAUCAAUCCAAGAGCAAUAUACCAAGAGCACGGCUAAGGACACUAAAGAUGACGGUUGUGUUUGCCACUUCAUUUACUGUCUGCUGGACUCCUUACUACGUCUUAGGAAUUUGGUACUGGUUUGAUCCUGAAAUGUUAAACAAGGUAUCUGACCCAGUAAAUCACUUCUUCUUUCUUUUUGCACUUUUAAAUCCAUGCUUUGAUCCACUUAUAUAUGGAUACUUCUCUCUGUAAUGGAUAGACUACACCAGAAAUUAUAUAAGGAAAGAGCAAGGUAACGAAUUUCCCCACUUGGGAAUGACAAACCCAAUAGGUACAGCAUGUUUAUAUGCAAAUAAGACAGGAUUUAAGGCUAAUUUACCAUCCUUAUUUUUUUAGAAAC